AUGCAGAACUCGGCUCAUCUGCCGACCGUGAAGGACAAGUACGGUGCUUGGAGGAUUGCUACUCUGCUGCACCACCCCCACAACACUGCGUUCCUGGAUAUUGCGGGGGUGGUGCAGCAGAGUAGCAAUCCUCCAGGCACCGUACUUGACCUUCACGGCCGGCAGAUGAGCCAACUCCUGCAUGCGGUUGCGGUGGAGCUCGAAGUUGAUGUGUGCCGCUCUCCCUCGCGCUCGCUCCUCCUUACGCCUAACCCUCACCGCCACACGCUCUUCUGCAACACCCUCCCCCCCCACCCCCCUCCCCCCUCCCCACCCCCGCCCCCCCUCUUCCUCUUUCUCGCCUAUGCCAUGGCUCGCGCCCACUCCUCACUGCAAGCAGUAUACCACCCGCCUUACCACAAUCACCUCUGUGCCUUUUCCCCCUCCUCCCCCUCGUCCCAAGGCAUCCCUCCUGCCCUGACCCCCCAAGCCAUCUUCCCCCCAGCAAGCAUACUGCUGCUUGAUUAUGCCAUGGCCCGCGCCCGUUCCUCCCUGCAGCACUCCUGGUGUGGCAUCUCACCAGUCACCUACCUACUCACCGCUUCUUCUUCCUGGCCCCACUCCCCACCCCUCUUCCCCCCUCCUGUUCCCAGGCAUACCCCCCGUCCUGACCCCCCAGGCCAUCUUCCCCCCAGCGGGCAUUCUACUUCUCGCCUACGCUAUGGCUCGCGCCCGUUCCUCCCUGCAGCAAUCCCUCACUACCACACGCUCUCUCCCCCACCACCCCUUCCCAUGGCCGCUGCUCGAGCUCGCUGCCUGCUGCCCACCUCCCAUGGCUGCGGCUCUUCACUAGCGGCCUCCUGCCCACCUCCCAUGGCUGCGGCUCUUCAGUUAAAGCCACACCCGGACAGUCUCCUCCUGCCCCCCUCCAAGGGCCCUCCCUGGCCGUACCUCUGCUUGGCAUACCCCUCUGCCUUGGCAACAGAGGCCAACACCUACUUCAUCCUCACCGCAUUCUUCACCAUUCUAACCCAUAUGCACCCAUCUGCCGUCUCCCUUGGCUUCCUCCUGCUCCUCGUCACCUGGGUCUGGCUCUUUCUUUGGCCAUCCUCCUCCCGAACCUCCUCCCAAGCCUCUCACCAGACCUCCUCCCACGCUGAAAGAUCCUCCUCUGCGUUGCACUCCUCCUCCCGAACCUCCGCCUUCCGUACCUCCGCACCAGCUCUCCGAGCCUACAUGGCGCCACUGACUGCCUCGUUUGCAGCUACGGUGCUCCUGCUUCGGUACUGUAGCUUGUACCCCGAGCUUCGAUCCAUCUUAACCGCCCACUUUGGGAUCGAUUUGUCUGUUCUGGAGCGGCUGGGGCUGUUUGCUCCGCUGGGCACGCCUGUACACGUGGCAACUGCUGAUUGCGCCACGUUGCUGAUCUGCCUUCGCGCUUACUUCUGCUUUGAGGCAUUUCCAAAACUGCAGCAGCAGGGGCAGCAGCAGCAGCAGCAGCAGCAGCAGCAGCAAGAGCUUGAUUCUCAAGCAUUUCCAGCCAGCUUCUUCGGCUGGGUGUCCUUUUUCAAGCGCCUGAUCAUCCUACACUGCCCCACCGCCCUCCCCUGCGCGGCGUUUUUCGCUGCACUGUAUCCUGUCAGCGCGUUAGGGUUUGGGUUCCUGCUGCUGGCGGUGCUGGGGUGUGUGGGGCUCAGGGCUGUGAGGGGCACGGCGCCGAGAUGGAUGUUCUUAUAUGGAGGGGCGGCGCUGGUGGCGGAGUUUGGGUUCCAGGUGGUGGUGGCGCAGUGGGGGCUGGCGGGGUGGGUGGAACAGCACAGCGCAAUGCUUCAGGUGAGGGGCAGAGACUGCAGGGUUCAGGGUAUAAGGGACAAGAGGGGCGGCGCUGGUGGUGGAGUUUGGGUUCCAGGUGGUGGUGGCGCAGUGGGGGCUGACGGCCUGGGUGGAACAGCACAGCGCAAUUCUGCAGGUGCGUGUUAG
Closterium sp. Yama58-4 is the source of this 1959-nucleotide messenger RNA. NCBI's taxonomy places the organism in Eukaryota, Viridiplantae, Streptophyta, Zygnematophyceae, Desmidiales, Closteriaceae. The record is from the annotation of a GenBank genome assembly.